AUGACUGCUUUCUCCCGUCUGCAGCUUGCAGCAGCCCUUAUAGAAUAUGACAACGAUCCAAGCAAUCCCAACGCUCCCUUCCGUUCAGCUCAUGACAGCGCCAUAUUUGCCCACCUUCGCCGCAAUAAUGCCCCCCGUCCCGGGUCUCGUAAGAGCACCGACUACCUGGGCGUUGCAUUGCCCAGCGAAGCUGGCAGCGUUAGCGGACGCGAGUCUGCUAUGGAUAAUAGGAGGUCCCGUGGCUCUAUGGACGCGCUGCGGAAUCCUUUUGGGGCGGCAGAGGAGGAAGUUGAACCGGAGCAUGAGCCCGAGCAUGAAGAGGAUUUGGAUAUUGAUCUCGCAUCAUGGGGAUUGGACGCAUUUAUCAAGAAGGAGAAGGCCCCCAAGAAAUCUGCUGCAAAGGCCAAGUCAGAUGUGCUACCAAACCCUCAUCCAGUGAAGCUUGAGGAAAACUCGGCUGGGCCGUCUCGUCGUCCAGUCCCCUCAGGCUCCAGAUCAAUGAGCGUGAGCGGACUAGACGGUUUCGGAGAAGGAGGUGCGUUCCUCGAGUCCAAGUCUAAUAUGAGACCCGAUAUGCCUAGGAGGGCGUCAUUUGGAUCCCCUCUCGACUUCCCUGAACGUAAGACGGAUUCACCGCGACCUACACAUGAACGCGCCGUGUCGCAUCAUGCGUUGAUAGCGAAUAUGCCCACAACCCCUCCACUGCACUCGGUUCCAUUCCCAUCCCAGUCUACCGACGAACUCAAUAACAUACCGCGGCUUCCCUCGCCAGACAGAGGCUCGGUAUACUAUCCACGGGGCCCGGGUGCGCAUGGUCGCACGACGUCGCACGGCACAAUGGCUACCAUGGCUUCCAAAGCACUUCUCAAUGACGAGAACAGUCCGUUCGCAGUACGCCCUCCUUCCCCGUCACGUUCAUCUCGGUUCGAUCCGAAGGCCAUGGCACAUGCACGCACCAUGUCAAACGCGUCUUGGGGCACUCAGGCACUACUUAAUCGCGACGAUGCAGUUUCCGUGGCACCCAGCGGUAUGGAGCGCAACCAAGAGCGCCGCUACUCCAAGUGGGAUCUCAUGCGCCCCAAAGUCCUCGUCAUGCCUAGUCCACUCCAGGGCACCAUGCCUAUGAAAUCCGGGCCACCGCCAGUCAGGUCCAAGGACGGUUUCGAGCUCAGUACUGAUGGGCGUCCGCUGCCGCCCGGUGCUCGGGCCUCUCGACGGGUCUCGGGUGUCUUAUCGCCCAUCCAGCCAUCCGCCCCCAUCGCCUCCAACUCAUUUACUCCGAAUCCUCGCACGAGCUUGACCUUAUCGCAGUUGACCUUCCGAAACUCGCUCAUGGUAGAUGGCCAGAGAGAUGUUGCUUAUGCAGAUAUCGAAUCGCAGCUCCCUCGUGCUACCGAGGAUGGACAGCAGGUUGCACUCCCCACCCCGGUGCUGGAGGAACCUGAGAUCCCUUUGCCGGUUGUUACUGAGCCCGAGCCUGAGUCUAACCAGCCUAGAAGGCCUCCCGGCAAGCUCUUUGGGACAAGUCUCAUAGACAAUCUGGAGGCACGAAAGGCAGAAAUGCGCAGCAGACAGCGGGUGUUUACUGGUGAUGAGAGGCCGUCCAUGAUGGCGCGCGGUUCCAUGCACCGAUCUAGUACGCUGAUAGACCCUGCUUCCCUUGGAAGACCGACUUCUCAGCAUAUGAACUCCUUCAAUUCCGAGCCUGCUCUUCAACGCAGGAACUCCGCCGGUGGCCAACCUUUGCUCAGCUUCGACGACGACAAGAAGUUGUCGCCAGGGCCCGCUCUGGACGUACGAAUGCCCAAGAGUCGGUCUGUAUUCGGCGUGGAUACUCUCUGGGAGCGGGAGAUGGCGAAAUUGAAAGAAAUCGAAGAGCGGGAACGGGCCGAAGCUGAAGAGCGGAGGAAGCGCGAGGAGGCCGAGGACGCUAAACAUUCCAAGAAGAGGAAGGGCAAAGGAAAAGCUGUUGAUGCGCCACAGGGUCUUUCGCCUUCCCCGUCACCAGCUGAACCUGCAAGUCCUGUCAUACGAACGUCCGCCUCUCCCCCUCGGCUGCCUGAUAUCCCAUCCGCGACGACUCGGCGUGCGCCUCCGCCAGUGGACGACGACGGUGAUGAUGGUGAUAGCGACUCCGAUAGCGGGAGUGAGGUUGGCCAAGCGCCGGUGGCGCAGUCCGUUCGUGGUGAUAAUACAGGAUGGGCGUCAGAUGAAGAAGCAGGCCCUAUCAGAACCACCGGCACUGGACCGCGAUUCCGUCCUCGGAAGAACAGUCGUCCGGAGAUUUUCGAGAGUAAGGCUGAUGAUAGUGACGACGAGGAUGUUCCUCUUGCUGCAACGUUACGCCUCCCCUCCCAGAGACUAACUGCGCGCCCUCCUGAGAGCGACUCAGAGGAAGAUCGGCCUCUGUCGAAAUUGCUGACGAAAGGCAUCUCCACUCCUGGCGGGCUGUCGCCAAGGCCUUCCACAGCAGCCAAUUCGAAUGGUGGCGAUGACGACGAUGACAAGCCUCUGGGUCUUCGCGCGUCCGUUUUACCUCCUUCGUUACCUCCGUUAGGACUGUCCUCCAUGUCUAACAAGGGUAACGAUGAUGACGAUGAAAGACCCUUGGCUCUCCAUCCCGAGCGCCAACGGAGAACCCAGUACAAUAUGAUGGCACAGCAGCAGCAGAUGAUGAUGCAGGCGCAGAUGACGGGUUCCAUGUUCUUCACACCUCCUAUGAUGGGCAUGGGCAUGGGAUCCGGUUUCUUCGCUCCAUCGAUGCCACAAAUGAUGAUGCCUCCCAUGCCCGUAACUUCACCACCCCCUCCAGCACCUCUGCAUGAUGCAGCAAAACUUAAUCGAGUCGAUAAGUGGAGGCAUGAUGUUGCGGUAGAAGGGCCAGAGUAG
Messenger RNA from Gloeophyllum trabeum ATCC 11539, 2889 nucleotides. RefSeq lists its product as uncharacterized. The record is from RefSeq and is a predicted model, not a curated record. The coding region runs from base 1 to 2889 and encodes 962 amino acids. The transcript has 3 exons. NCBI's taxonomy places the organism in Eukaryota, Fungi, Basidiomycota, Agaricomycetes, Gloeophyllales, Gloeophyllaceae.